Messenger RNA from Triticum turgidum subsp. durum (durum wheat), 585 nucleotides. The record is from the annotation of a GenBank genome assembly. Lineage: Eukaryota; Viridiplantae; Streptophyta; Magnoliopsida; Poales; Poaceae.
AUGGAGACCAUCCGGUGCUGCAUCGCAUGCAUCCUGCCGUGCGGCGCCCUGGACGUGGUGCGCAUCGUGCACUCCAACGGCCGGGUGGAGGAGAUCAGCGGGCCCGUGCUCGCCGGCGAGAUCAUGAAGGCCUACCCCAAGCACGUCCUCCGGAAGCCGCCCUCCACCUGCCCCGCCGACGGCGGCGCCGGUAUCGUCGUGCAGAAGCCCGUCAUCCUGCCGCCCAAUGCCGAGCUGCAGAAGGGCAAGAUCUACUUCCUCAUGCCGGUCAUGGCCCCGGCGCCGGACAAGCCCGCCGCCAAGCCCAAGGCGCCCGCGCCCGCUCCACCCGCGGCCGCGCCUGCGCCCGCGGCGAGGAGGCGGCGGAGGAGGAAGGAGUCCGCCGAGGCCGCCGCCGGCGGCGGCAACAACGCGGCAGCGGCGUCCCUGCAGAGCGCGGGGGGCGAGAAGGAGCGGCUGCUGGCGAACGAGAGGUACCUGUCGGAGAUCAUGAAGGAGAAGGCGUCGACGGCCAGGGACCGGCGGCGCGGGCGCGUGGCCGUGUGGCGGCCGCACCUGGAGAGCAUCACCGAGGAUGACUUGUAA